Molecule: messenger RNA, 1164 nt
Organism: Lactuca sativa (garden lettuce)
Lineage: Eukaryota; Viridiplantae; Streptophyta; Magnoliopsida; Asterales; Asteraceae
Source: RefSeq, a predicted model, not a curated record
AUGGAUGACAUCUAUGCUUUUGAUACAAUAUAUGUGGAGCUGGAUGCGUACUUCAAAAAGAAACAAGCUUCCCGAUGCAAAGACGAAUUUCUCAAUAUUCUAUGUGAAGAAGACGAUUACGAGGCAAUAGAUGAUGCCCAAACUGAAAAUGAUGCUCAAACUGGAAACGAUGCUCAAACUGGAAUCACUAAAGAAGAAUCAGAUGAAGAUUAUCUGGAAGGUAGUAACGAGGAAGGUAGUGAUGAGGAAUUUGAGUAUUCCACCCAUAAUCCAAAGGUGAAAUGGAACAAAAUGAGACCAAUUCUUGGUGAAAGGUAUGAAUCCCCACAUGAACUGAAAUUGUGUUUGAUCAACUAUGCUGUUAGUAAGGGUUUUCAAAUCCGUUUCAAAAAAUGUGAUGGUGUUAGACUAGUGGCAAUAUGUGGAAGUGAUCUAGAGAAGUGUCCAUUUGUGGUUAGGGCUUCUUGGAUGACUACUGAAAGGUCUUUCCAAGUCAAAAAGAUGAUAGACAUUCAUAAAUGUGUUAGGAAUUUUAACAAUUCAAGGCUUAUGGAUCCUACCUGGUCAGCUAGGAAAUUUGUGAAGGAGUUGAUUAGGAAACCUAACUUAAAAUGCAAAGAGAUGCAGUGUUAUAGAUCAAGGAUGAGGGCACUGUCAUUAAUUCAUGGGAAUUUGAGUAACCACUACGCAAGAGUUUGGGAUUAUGGGCAUGAGCUACUGAGGUCCAAUCCAGACAGCACAGUUAGGAUUACAGUUACUGUAAACCCUGAUAAUACCACAACAUUUCAUAGAUUCUACAUUUGCUUUAAAGCAAUAAGAGAGGGGUGGAAAAGGGCAUGUCGUAGGGUAAUAGGAUUGGAUGGUUCUUUUUUGAAGGGACAGUGUAAGAGUGAAUUGUUAACUGCAAUAGGUAAGGAUGCCAAUAAUCAGGUGUAUCCUAUAGCUUGGGCAGUUGUUGAUGUAGAGAAUAAGAACAAUUGGAAAUGGUUCUUGGAUUUGGUUAAUGAUGAUCUUGGAUUACAGGGUGGAAAGGGUGUGUGUGUAAUCAGUGACCAACACAAGGGUCUUGUUGAAGCUAGUAAGGAAAUUCUACCAUAUGUUGAGCACAGGCAAUGUGCAAGGCAUAUCUAUGCCAAUUUCAGAAAAGUUUAUAAUGGAGUGUAG